AACUUUCUUGAAAGUGUUUAAAAACUUUUCGAUACGAAAGCGAUAGGAGGCGGAUCUACGAACAUUAACGAGCGCCCUCGGCUAACUUCGUGCGCCGCUAGCUGCCAGUUCGUUCGCCGCGGAUCGGCGGCCAGUCGUGAUAAUGGUGCAGUUUGUGCCCGAACAAAAGGAAUUAUUUGUUUUUAAGUGCAAAGCAGAGAAUGUCGUCUGACUCUACGAAGGGGCAAGUGGAAUACGUUACCGAGGACAAGGUUAUUAAGCAAGAACCUGGUGGUGCGCAGUCCCCAUUGGCGUUGUUAGCAGCUACGUGUAGCCGCCUCGGUCCCGCCAACAUGGGGCCCGACCAGCAGGACAUUAAGGAGCACCAGCAGCAUUUUAGCCCCCAACAACAACAGCAGCAACAGCAACAGCAGCAGCAGCAACAACAACAGCAGCAACAGCAACAGCAGCAACAGCAGCAACAACAGCAACAGCAGCAGCAACAGCAGCAGCAGCAAGCGCAGCAGCAACAGCAACAGGUUCAACAAGCUCAGCUUGUCCAACAACAAGGCGAGGCGGCGACGCUAGCCGCUAUACAGCAGCAGUACAUGCAACAUCAGCAGCCGCAGUUGCGAGUGAUCAGCACUGCGGUUGUCCAGCAGCUCAGGGCGCAAGGGUUGUCGGGCAACGAGCUCUCCGCGGCCAUCGUGAACGCCGCCAGCACAGUGCCCAAUGGAAUACAAGUGCAGCAACCACAGGUGAUCAGUAUGCAGCAGCUCCAGUCGUUGCUUGGCGGCGGAGUUGUAGGCGGCGAGGGCUACCAGAACGCGCCACCGCAGCUGCUGCAGAUACACCCACAGUUACUACAGCAACAGGCGGGCGGCGUGUACGGCGGUUGCCUGGUGGGCGGCGUGGGCGGGGUCGGCGGCGUGGCGCCCAUGCAGGCGGUCACCGUCGACGGACAGGACGCCCUCUUCAUACCGGCACAGCACGCGCAGAAUUUCUCCGGGCUGGGGCAAGUGAGUUUAGUGAACGGUCAGCUAGUCAGGACGCCGGUGUUGCCAGCUGGCUUCCUGCAGAACGUCAUGCAUCUGCCCACCGAGCAACAGGCGACAGUGUCCAUCCCCGGUACUAACCUUACCAUCCCGCUGAGCGCUUUGACCGGCAACCAGAUGAUUACCAUACCGGGCACCAACAUAACGCUCCCCAACGGAUUGCAAAUACCGACGAGUCAGGCGAUUUCCAUCCCCACGAGUGUGCAAAUGCCCGUCGCGAGCGUUGGCAACACUGUGCAACUGAGCGGGGGGGAUAACAAGAGCGGGGUCAAGGACGCCAAGCCCGCGAGCCCGCAAGCACAAGCGGGCGGUGGCGUGGCGGUGCGCGGGGGCGUGGGCGGGGUCGGUGGCAUGGGCGGCAUGGGCAUGGUGCCGGUGCAGGUGCCCGUGAGCAUGGCCAACGGCCACACCGUGUACCAGACCGUGCACCUGCCCGUGCACGCGCCGCACCUGCAGGUCAUGCCGCAGCUGCAGCAGAUGCAAGCCCAGCCUCAAGUCGCCAACGUUCUGACGCCGUCCGGUCAAAUUCAACAAAUACAAAUUGCUUCUUUGGGAAACGUUCAAAGUGGGACAUCACAAGCUUCAGUCAGUGGCGCCCAAACGCCCGCCACAAUCACGCUACAGGCGGUGCAGGGCGUGCAGGGAGUACAGGGCGACUCUAGUAUCCCACAGCAACCGUCCCAGACGAUAAUCACGAACACGCCCGCCGGGCAGCAGGUCACCGUCAUACCGGCCGCGAACAAUGUGACGGUCGUUAAUCCUGUACAGGUGCCAACCCUGGGCGUGGGCGGUAUCGGGAGCACGGUGCAGCUAGUGCCGGCGAUGGGUCUGCAGGGCGCGGUUCAGCUCACCCAGAUACCGCAGACGCAGACGCAGCAGCCGCAGCCGCAGCCCGUCAUAGAGACGCCAUACCCCGGUCAGCAGAUCCAGCAGGACCCCAACGAGCCGGGCAAGUGGCAGGUGGUGACGGUGACGACGGGGCCCAGCACGCCGGAGUGCGAGAACAUCAAGACCCGCCCCUCCAGCCCCAGCGGCGGCAAGCGCCUCAUGAAGCGCGUCGCCUGCACCUGCCCCAACUGCGAUCAGGGCGAGAAUCGUCUGGUCGACCGCAAGAAGCAGCACCUGUGUCACAUCCCCGGCUGUAACAAAGUGUACGGCAAGACGUCGCAUCUCAGAGCACAUCUGCGGUGGCAUUCCGGCGAGAGACCGUUCCUUUGCAACUGGCUCUUCUGUGGGAAGAGAUUCACCCGGUCGGACGAGCUGCAGCGGCACAGGCGAACGCACACCGGCGAGAAACGGUUCGAGUGUCCUGAGUGCAGCAAACGGUUCAUGCGCUCCGACCACUUGGCCAAGCACGUGCGGAUACACACCAAGAAUAGAAUCACGGAAGUGGCAACAUCGACUCAGAUGUACUCCGACUCGGCGUCGGACAGCGGCGACGAGAAGAUGAUGCUGACGAUAGAGACGAUGCAGGGCGACGAGGACAAGGUGGUCGUGGUGCGCUCCACCAAGAUGGAGCCCGACGACGAGAAGAUGAUGCUGACGAUAGGGGCGAUGCCGGGCGACGACGACAAGCUGGUCAUGGUGCGCUCCACCAAGAUGGAACCCGACGACACGUAGCCCGCGCUCGUCGACUACUCGCAGGUGCAGUGGAUCGACUGUCCCGUCACUAUACACGGACACCCCUUGGAGUAAUGUCACUGUUUCUCACACUUUUGUUGUGAAGUCAAAAGUGUACAUGGCUGGGUAAAAGUGUUAUGUUGCAGGUAUACUUCGAGUCUAUUCAUACUGAUUAUAAUCUAGACUUUGCCCGCACCUUCGAUUCAUGCGAUCCAGUGUUAUAAAUGCAAUAGUGCGUCUAUCUGCCUGUAACCGAUUUUGAUGAAAUUUUAUGUAUGGCCCGGCAGAGGACAUAAUAUAAAUUUAAAAUCAAUAAUGCGAAUUGUCAUUAUUUACUUCAGGGUUAUUCAAAUGCGCGCACAUCGAAUAGGACUGUACUUGCUUGUAAAUCUUAAGAGAAAUGUGAUUUUAGAUUAAAUACUUAGAUGAUAAUUGUAUUAUAGUAAAUUAUUGUAUAAAUGUAAUAAAGCCAGUAAUGCUCGUUUUAGGAUACAAGGGGAGUAGUGCCAAAUAUUAUGUUUGUGUGUAAAUAUCUGUUCAUAUUGAAUUGUAUUUAUUGUCGUCCUGCGUAGAAGUGUAUAUGUAGUAGAAUAAUUGUUUCUGUCCAAGCUAGAUACAUAAUAUUAUGUAAAACAUUGAGCUAAUUGUUAGCUCGAGAAUACGAUAAACCGUCUAAAAGAAGCGCAAGUGAAUAUGUAAAUAAUGUCUAAAUUGAUUGAAUGUUUAAAUAAGGGCGGAGCUUGAAGCAAAUGAUUAAAUAUUUUGUUGUGAGAGUGAAAAAUAAAUCUUGAUCAAACGAAACUUAUAAUAUGUAUAAAUUAAAAUAUAUAAAAUUAAAUAUGCAAAGCACACGAAUCGACAAGCACUAAACUUCUGUAACUGCAGCUGUGUG
Aricia agestis (brown argus) is the source of this 3546-nucleotide messenger RNA. Its product is annotated as transcription factor Sp4-like. NCBI's taxonomy places the organism in Eukaryota, Metazoa, Arthropoda, Insecta, Lepidoptera, Lycaenidae. Gene Ontology annotation, molecular function: RNA polymerase II cis-regulatory region sequence-specific DNA binding; DNA-binding transcription factor activity, RNA polymerase II-specific. The transcript has 17 exons. Gene Ontology annotation, biological process: regulation of transcription by RNA polymerase II. The coding region runs from base 201 to 2654 and encodes 817 amino acids. The record is from RefSeq and is a predicted model, not a curated record.